AUGGAUGUUCUAAGAAACGCAACACCCGCCGCAUUCACCUUUGGCCAGACUUUCGCUCGCGAGCACCCAACCGCCCUCGCUGUAGGCAGUGCGGGUCUUAUCUUCGCUACAGCACCACUCGCCGGUCCUGCUGUCCUCGGAACUCUCGGUUUCAGCGCCACAGGGCCUGUUGCAGCUGGAAGUCCUUUCGCUACAUUCCAAGGAGCUGCGAUGGGAGGCCCUGCUGCGGGGAUAUUUACAACGGCUUCGGGGUUGGGGGCUGGGAUUGUCGGUGGGACGUGGGUGGGAUAUGGUAGUGGUAGUGGAUCUUCUGAUGGUGGUGGUGGGACUUUUGUUUGA
Messenger RNA from Aspergillus steynii IBT 23096, 339 nucleotides. RefSeq lists its product as uncharacterized. Bases 1 to 339 code for a protein of 112 amino acids. The record is from RefSeq and is a predicted model, not a curated record. The transcript has a single exon. Lineage: Eukaryota; Fungi; Ascomycota; Eurotiomycetes; Eurotiales; Aspergillaceae.